Molecule: messenger RNA, 942 nt
Organism: Hippopotamus amphibius kiboko
Lineage: Eukaryota; Metazoa; Chordata; Mammalia; Artiodactyla; Hippopotamidae
Product: transcription initiation factor TFIID subunit 7-like
Exons: 4
Coding region: 1-942 (313 amino acids)
Biological process (GO): RNA polymerase II preinitiation complex assembly; regulation of transcription by RNA polymerase II; transcription initiation at RNA polymerase II promoter
Cellular component (GO): transcription factor TFIID complex
Molecular function (GO): RNA polymerase II general transcription initiation factor activity
Source: RefSeq, a predicted model, not a curated record
AUGGGGCCUGGCAGCCCCCAGGUGGUGCUGACCCUGGUCCUGUGCGAGAACAUGGUGCUUAGGACACCUGCCCUCCCCGCUGUGGACACGCCCCGCAGGUGUGCUGAUGGGCAGGUCGUGGGCCACCCUCCCUUCAACCAGGGUCUCUCAAGGAUGGGCCGGGCCUUGCUCAGCCCGCCUCCCCUGGGCCCUUCCUCCUGGGACUCCGGGGUCCCUGCUCACCUGUGGCUGCACGUGCUGAGGAAUAAGAGCCCCGGGAGCAGCGUCGGCUCCUGCCUGAUGGGAGCUGUGUCAAACAGAACUCUGCCUCUAAAAAAUGUCAGAAAGAGAAGGUUCCGUAAGACAGCAAAGAAGAAGUCUGUUGAGUCACCAGGUGUGGAAAAAGAAGUAAAGCGGUUGCUGAGCACGGAUGCUGAAGCUGUCAGUACCUGUUGGGAGAUAAUUGCUGAAAAUGAAACAAAAGAAACAGAAAAUCAAGGCCUUGAUAUGUCUUCCCCAGGAAUGUCUGGCCACAGGCAGGGCCAUGACUCAUUAGAACAUGAUGAGCUUCGGGAGAUAUUCAAUGACCUCAGCAGCAGCAGUGAAGAUGAAGAUGAGACACAGCAUCAAGAUGAAGAAGAUAGAAACAUCAUUGACACUGAGGAAGAUCUGGAAAGGCAGCUACAGGACAAGCUAAAUGAAUCAGAUGAACAGCACCAAGAAAACGAGGGAAUCAAUCAGCUGGUUAUGGGAAUUCAGAAACAGACUGAUAACAUGAAAGGCACGCUCCAAGAGAUCCAGGACAGGGCAAAGCCACAGGAGGAUCUCAUCAUGAAAGUGGAAAACCUGGCUCUUAAGAACAGAUUUCAGGCUGUGCUGGAUGAACUGAAACAAAAGGAGGACCGAGAAAAGGAGCAGCUCAGCUCCUUGCAAGAAGAGCUGGAAUCACUCCUAGAGAAGUGA